Molecule: messenger RNA, 3576 nt
Organism: Mesorhabditis spiculigera
Lineage: Eukaryota; Metazoa; Nematoda; Chromadorea; Rhabditida; Rhabditidae
Source: the annotation of a GenBank genome assembly
AUGGCGCAGGGCCGCGUGGCCGCCACAGCCACAUGGUUCCCCCAGAAUCCACAGCAAGGAUCCGGAUACCUCUCCGUGCCAUCUCCAUACACCACCACCCAUCCAUCGCCUCGACAUUCGCCAACCCCGGCCGCCCGCUACCCAUCCCCAUCGCCUUACCAGCAAAAGCCGGCCGUCAGCCCCCAACCGCCGCCACCUCAACCCCAAGCCAUAUCCUACGGCCAAUAUGCCGUCAACUACUACCACCAUCACAAUAUGCAGCGUGAAGCCUAUUUCCGGCGCAGUGCAGCCGCCGCCGCAGCCGGUCAAUCAUCGCACUACCCGGCCGGGUUUGACUGGAGGAUGCACUAUCCCUAUGGCCAUCCGCCGCCCGGGCUGCAGCAAGUUCCGCCCGGCUAUCCGCACGGCUACCCAGGAAUCCCGCCCGGCCACCCGGCCUAUUAUCAAGAUGCUCGUGGCCCACCUCCACCCGGAUGGCCCGGCUACCCACACGGAAUGCCCCCACAUAUGGCCCCUCGACCAAUGCCGCCUAACGUUGAACAACCACCGCAACAACAGCAACCCCAACAAGCACAGCAACAACAGCAAGAUGUACAAGCGUCGCCCAGCACCCAACCGCCGCCGACCCCAUCGCAAUCACAAACCGGGCCCGGAACCCCAGCCCACGUUUCGCAGGCAACAACCCCGGCUCCACCGGCUACCCCAGGGCAACCCGGAACCCCGGCAUCCGUUUCCGGCGCUAAUCUACAGGUAGACCAACCGGGCAGCCGUGCCCCAUCGGCAGGCCCUCCUCCCCCGGCCACCCCGGAUUCGACGAGUCGCUUGAGCGCAGGAGGUGACGAUCGACCGCCAAAGGAGCACGGAAGUCUGGAAAUUGUCAAAAAGGCAAACAUGCCUCCAAACAACGGCGCACCAUCACCGUACUACCCCGGCUACCCUCCUCCCCCACAACGUGGCGGCCCUCCAAUCCGCCCACCGUACCCCGGCUACCCUCCACAAUACGCCAUGGGACCCCAGGGACAAUACAUGCAACAACCACAGUACUGGAGAGGACCCCCUGGCCCCGGAUAUAACGGACCGCCUCAACCCGCCGGACCCCAGCAGCCACCGCCAUCGGCCGCUAGCCCUGCUCAGCGGUAUAUGCCCAGAACUCCUGGCCAAGGCGCCCCAUCCCCCAACCCGCAACAACGCCCUCCGACUGCUCCUCAACCAUAUCCGGCACCACCUUCGCAACAGUGUACCCCGAGACCUGCUGCCCCUCCAGCUCCGGCCAUCGUCCCGGCCCCAGCACGAUUCAGCGAGCAACCACCGGCACCUGUGCAGCAACAACAGCAGCCACUCCCUUUCAGCCAGCCACACACUUUCCCGCCUGGAUGUGUUGAAGCGCUGCCGAUGAGCACGAGGAAGCGCAAGCGGCCUGUGCCGAAGGAAUUGAUUGGGAGCAACCCCCGUCGCAUCCUGAUGGCCCUCCGCUCGGGCAUCGAACUCGAAUCCAUCUGGGCCCUUAAUAUGAUGUCCGUCCACCUGGCCGAAGAGAACAACUCGCUACGGCCAAACGAUUGGCUCCCGAUGCUCCCUCCCCUCAUCGACCAUUUUGCCGCCGCGUUGAGCCUGCUUUGGCCUGACAUCUUCCCGUUGGCCGAACCGACCCAGUUGGAAUGCAAAGAUGUGGAGGUUCCCUCGGAUAAAGUUCUAUCCAAGACGCUCCUCUCCGCCAAGCAUUCGACCCCAGUGACCAAGGAACUGGUUGGGAAGAAGGACAAGAAGUCGGAGAACUAUACCAAUGUCACACGCACCGGCAGACAAGUCAAGUUCGAGGACGCCGACAUGCCGGAGGAGCUGAAGCGAAGUCUCUGUGACGAGUUGCCGGCUAGGGUUGUUGAAGACUUCUACUGCGAGCUGACUUAUGGUGAUGAUCGGUACCCACUUGGCCCGUUGGCUGCCCGGCUCGCUGCCACUAUGAGAAGGAAUGUUGAGGCUGCUGCCGCUUGCAAGAAGAACCUCUUCAAACGUGUUUGCGUGUCCGCUUCGGAACCGGAAGAGCCGGAGCUGAAGAAGAGCGUGAAGGAGGAGGAGCCAGAAGAUGUCAAGAUGGAAUGUCCUCUUUUCUACCGUGACGCCACUCCACAGGAAAAACUCUCCGGCCCUAUCGAUUUCGAAGCCGAGGUCCCAAAACGAUCAGCCAUCGCAGAACCCGAGGAAGCAUUGACCAACGUGGCAAACCGUGCGCUCUGCAUCUCCAACGCCCUCCGCUCGCUCUCCUUCCACCCGGCCAUGGAGAAGCACCUGGCCCAGUGUGGACCCCUGCUGCUGCUGCUCUCGCGAUUCCUGCGGCUCGAGGCCCGACAACAGCCAUUCGUCCGCUUGCCUAGACUCUCGGCUGUCGACAAUGACGGUGAUGAGCAGACCGACCUGAAGCGGCCCCUCACCAUGUCAGACACGGAUGACGAGCUGUACGUGUUGCGUGUCGAGACGGCUUCUCAGAUUCGGGAGGACGUGCUCACCAUGUUGUGUCAUAUCUCCGGAUCGUUGCACCUGUACGACAUCCCGAACACGAUCGCGUACAACAUCAUGGAUGGACUGCUCCACUGGGCCACCUCACCACUGCCAUGCGCUACGGAUCCACGCGGCGAAGGGAAUGUUAGCCUUCGAAACUACGCCCUCGAGGUCCUCUGCAAGCUUUGCGUCACCGAGAGCAACGUCGACUUACUGUGCGCAACUGGUCCGUGGCCUCGCCUAGAACGGCUCGUCAUCAUCCUCUCACAGCUCGUCAACAUGAACGAGGAGACGCACGUCCGUGAAUUCGGCAUUGUCGUGCUGAACGCGACUGUUGGCGUCUCGGCCGAGUUAUGCUGGGUGGCCGCUCAUCAGUCGCCGGCAAUCGAGCAUCUGAUCAGCUUCAUCGAGACGGCCGACUCGAACAUGCAUCAGGUAAUGCAACAACACGGCAUGGCUGCCCUCCGCGGCGACCCGGAAAUGAUGGGCACUUCGGUGGGGAUGCUGAGAAGAGCCGCAUCUCUGCUCCGCCAAUUAUCUCGAGCUCACAACACUUCUCGUCUGUUCGCGAAACAUCAGAACCGUCUCCUGCAAUUCACCAUGUCACAAUUGAUGGAUUCCCGAGUUGCCGGUAUGAUCGCCGAUACCCUUUUUGCGGUCCAGACGUCCAUCUCGGACCCGGAUGAUAAUGCGAAACCGCUCGAUUUUGACGGUGAUGACGAGGGCGCCUAUGACGUGAAGAAAAGCAUCCCCGACGUCGACGACUAUGGUGGCAAUGAGGACUCGAUGGACGGAGAGCGACAUAUCAAUGGAGACAAGGAGAUGAGCGACAACUCCAAUCAGGGCGAAGAUACCAUGGACUCGACCACGAUCCAGCACAAUGGAAACGGGAUCCGCUCACAAAAUGGAGAGGGGAGCGGCAGCGAGAGUGGGGACAGCCCACGACAAGAACAUGCUAAUGAUGUGAAAGGCCAAACACAGCCCCUGAAGUCACAACAAGCGCAACAAGGCUCCUCGCCUCGCCCCGUCCCAAACGGCAUCCAUCCACGUGAAAAUGGCGGUGGAAUGACGGCCGUUGCC